AAACCUCUGCAGACCACGUUAGUUGACCCGUCACUGCUGUUUUGUCUCCCUUCACAUCACAGCACUGCAUCUCAUCACACAUUGGCUUCUGCUCUGCUCCUCCGUUUUCUGUUCAAGAACUCGCUGACAAAACACGUUUGCGUCACUCUUUUGACUCUCUCACUCUUCACCUUCCCACUAUAAAUAAUUUGCAUUUUGCAAUACCCUUUUGCUCCUCUUCACUUUACUCCACUCAUUGCUUCAAAUGGAAAACCUUCGUCACUUUCUCUCCUUUCUUCUUUUCCUUGGUUUCUUGUUCCAUGAAGGAAAGGUUGCUGCAGCUUUCAAGAAAAACCAAGAUGGAUCAGAGGAAUGGGGAUACGUUGAAGUCAGACCCAAAGCACACAUGUUUUGGUGGCUUUAUAAAAGUCCUUACAGAGUGGAAGAUCCCAAUAAGCCAUGGCCUAUUGUUCUCUGGCUGCAAGGAGGGCCUGGUGCUUCUGGGGUUGGGAUUGGAAAUUUUGAAGAGGUUGGUCCUUUGGACACUGGAUUGAAGCCAAGGAAUUCAACAUGGUUGAAGAAAGCAGAUCUCUUGUUUGUGGACAAUCCUGUUGGAACCGGGUACAGCUUUGUGGAGGACAAGAAGCUCUUUGUGAAAACAGAUGUGGAGGCAGCCACUGACUUGACUACAUUGCUAAUUAAGAUAUUCAACAGGGAUGAAAAUCUACAAAAGAGUCCUCUGUUCGUUGUGGCAGAGUCUUAUGGUGGGAAAUUUGCUGUCACUCUUGGAUUAUCUGCUUUGAAAGCAAUUGAAGAUGGGAGAUUGAAGCUUAAAUUUGGAGGUGUGGCAUUAGGAGAUAGUUGGAUCUCCCCAGAAGAUUUUGUGUUUUCAUGGGGUCCUCUCCUCAAAGAUGUCUCAAGACUUGAUGAUAAUGGAUUAGAAAAAUCAAACAGUUUAGCUCAGAAGAUCAAGCAACAACUAGAGAAUGGUAAAUUUGUUGAUGCAACCAACUCAUGGGGUGAACUUGAGUCUGUGAUUUCUGCUAGCAGCAACGAUGUGGACUUCUACAACUUUUUGUUGGAUGCGGGAAGUGAUUCAGUAACCUUAUCAGUAAUGGAGCUGGGGUUAUUCAAAGAAGUAGCAAUGAAGCGCUACUCCAAGUAUCUCACUUCUUCCCUGAGGUCAAAGUCACCAUCUCCAGGCGGUGAUGAAGAUCUUGACCAAUUGCUAAACGGUGUCAUAAAGAAGAAGUUAAAGAUCCCUGAAAAUGUCACAUGGGGAGGGCAGUCCGAUGAUGUUUUCAUAAAUCUUGAAGGUGAUUUUAUGAAACCAAGAAUUGAGGAGGUUGAUGAGUUGCUGGCUAAGGGGGUCAGUGUGACUGUUUACAAUGGACAAGUUGAUUUGAUUUGUGCAACCAAGGGUACUGAAGCUUGGCUCAAGAAACUCAAGUGGGAAGGACUUAAAAGUUUCUUGGGGAAAGACAGAACACCCCUCCACUGUGGAAGUAACAAAACGACCAAAGGCUUUGUGAGGUCAUACAAAAACCUACACUUUUAUUGGAUCCUUGGAGCCGGCCAUUUUGUACCCACUGAUCAGCCAUGCGUAGCACUUGACAUGGUUGGUGCUAUUACACAGUCACCAGCAACAUGAAGUUGUACAUAGAAAAGGAAAUUACUAUUUACUUAUAAAAUAAAAUCAGCUUACACGAAAGAGCAUUGAUUGUUGGUCAAGCAAAGGGUGAGUCAACAAGCAAAAGCUGGAACAGGAUCAAUCACAGAAAACAGCAAUAAACUCUUGGAAGGGAGAGAGCUACAUUGAUGUUAUUUAUGGCUUAUCAAAUUUUUUUUUACAAUGUCAUUCUUUUCCCAUGUCAUAAUCACAAGUAACUUUUCUUGUAAGUUUGGCUAUUCUGGUAAAAUAAAAAUCUAGUGAAUGAGAAAAUUAGGUAUUUCUUAUUUAAAUAGAAAUAAACAAUUCUCUAGA
Molecule: messenger RNA, 1963 nt
Organism: Lotus japonicus
Lineage: Eukaryota; Viridiplantae; Streptophyta; Magnoliopsida; Fabales; Fabaceae
Product: serine carboxypeptidase-like 51
Exons: 13
Coding region: 245-1630 (461 amino acids)
Biological process (GO): proteolysis
Molecular function (GO): serine-type carboxypeptidase activity
Source: RefSeq, a predicted model, not a curated record